Molecule: messenger RNA, 599 nt
Organism: Aspergillus eucalypticola CBS 122712
Lineage: Eukaryota; Fungi; Ascomycota; Eurotiomycetes; Eurotiales; Aspergillaceae
Product: cysteine hydrolase family protein
Exons: 1
Coding region: 1-567 (188 amino acids)
Source: RefSeq, a predicted model, not a curated record
AUGGCAACCGAGAAAACCGCCCUCCUUCUCCUCGACGUACAGAACGGCAUCGUCAACCGCCUCGAAAACACCUCCCAAUACCUCCAAACCCUGUCAACAGUGACACAGGUGGCCCGCAACGCCCAACUCAACAUCAUUCAUGUGGUAACAGCCUUCCGUGCUGGUCAUCCAGAAUGUAACCCUCGUAACCUCAGUGUGGCCAGAGCCAAGGAAAUGGGGGCUUUCCGUAACGACGAUGAGUCUACCCAGGUUCACCCUGCCGUGGCACCCCGCGGCGAAGAGCCUAUCGUGACCAAGUAUCGUGUCUCGGCUUUUACUUCCACGGAGUUGGAUCUUAUCCUCCGGUCGAUGGGUAUUACAGAGGUGGUAAUGGCAGGGCUCAUUACCAGUGGAGCUGUGCUGUCGACCGUUCGUGCGGCUGCGGAUCUCGAUUACAGUGUGAGUGUCUUGGAGGAUGGGUGUAUGGAUCUGGAUCCGGAGGUGCAUCGGGUUUUGAUGGAGAAGGUUUUCACGCGCCAGGGACGCGUUGUGAGUUCGAAGGAGUGGGUGGAUGAGAUUGCGAAGUGAUUUGCUGUUAGUUGUAAUGAGUGUGAUUGUCU